Messenger RNA from Williopsis jadinii, 566 nucleotides. RefSeq lists its product as uncharacterized. The record is from RefSeq and is a predicted model, not a curated record. The coding region runs from base 76 to 414 and encodes 112 amino acids. NCBI's taxonomy places the organism in Eukaryota, Fungi, Ascomycota, Saccharomycetes, Phaffomycetales, Wickerhamomycetaceae. The transcript has a single exon.
GCAAGGGAGAUUAUCCGGGCUCUUGCUCUGUGCUCUCUGUUGUCUGCUCUCUCUAUGUAGCAAUAGAGAGCACGAAUGUUGGUGCUACAGUUGCUUGCUUGUUGUGUAAAGAUAGUGGCAUGGAGAGUGGAACAGAGAGUGUUGCUGUGGUUGGCCUGGUGUAUGGCUUGUGCUUGUCUCGUCAUAUGGCUACUGCGUGUGUGUUGGAGUGCGCACGGUCUCAUACCACCUUUGCUCCCUCAUCCACGGUGUGUUGGCUCUGCAGGCUGGGUCAUCGCUACGGUUGAGUCAACGAGACUCAAGUUCCAACAUCCAAGCAAAACAGCCAGAGGUUGGAAUCCUCUUGCCGCAGAUGUUUUGGGAAUUGCGUGUCGCCUGGAAGUUCUCAAUCACCCGGUCUAUCGGGCGUCGUAGGCAGGCCACUGGUUGCCUCCACCUACAUGCGUGUAGCACUGUAUUGGGAUCCAUACUGGAGGACCCACAAAAGAAGCCCUGGGGCUCGAAAGGGUGACGACUUCAAAUAGGGAGCACAGCAGGGUACAGCAGUGUGUUCUGACUCCGCUGUA